Cuscuta europaea is the source of this 1193-nucleotide messenger RNA. NCBI's taxonomy places the organism in Eukaryota, Viridiplantae, Streptophyta, Magnoliopsida, Solanales, Convolvulaceae. The record is from the annotation of a GenBank genome assembly.
CUUCUCUGACAGCGAUGAACGAACAGAUUCAGAGCCACUUCGCGACUUAUAUGGCCGUAUUGAAUGAACAGAUUCAGAGAUUUUCUUCUUCACAAUCGAAAUUUUCUUCUUCGCGAUCUUCAUCUCAAAGUUCGAAAUCGCGAACUUCUUCGCAAUUGCAGUCUACCAGUUCGCAGGUCUCAGUUCUCAGGGCUCAAGGCCCGACUUCUCUCAGUUCGCAGUUCUCAUCACAGGUUUUGUCGCAAAACACUUCUCACUGUGCGCAGGUUUCAUCAGUCCCACAGGAGUUUGUUAGUGGACGGCAAUCUUACUCUACAGAUAGGAGUGUGUCGCGAUCCAGAGAAAAUGGAGAGAAGUUCACUGAGGGCAACAAUGAAAGCCAGAAGAAAUCGCCAGCAGAGUCUCUCACUUCACAAGCUUCACAGCUCAGUUUGAAAGUCAUUAAUCUGCAGCAACCUUCCUCCGACGCUAAGAGUGCUUCGCAAUUUGGAGAAAAUGCAAUGAGUGCUUCGCAAUUUGAAGAAAAUGCAAAGAAGUUCACUGAAGGCGACAAUGAAAACGAGGAGAAAUUGUCAGUGGUCGCUGGACCUGAAAUUGGCCCAACUGCAGUUCAUGUUUCUCUUGGAUGCCCAGCUUCUGAUGCUUCUAAAGGUUCUAUGGAAUUCUCCAACAAGGUUUUUGGUAGAGUUCUCCCUGUCACUUCUCAAAAUGUUAAUAAUUCUAAUGCUUCACAAGGACCUGGUCAAAAUCUUCACCACAUUAUUGAGAAUAGGCUACAGCCAAACACAGAGGGUGCAGGAGUGCAAAAUAUGAGGCUGUUUGGAGGUAUUAUUACAGUACCAAUUGUUUGUGAUAUGAAAAGCAAUGAACUCUGUUCCUUUUUCAUACUGACAAACCCCAGAGAGUUGCAAUUUUAUGAGAACAUUUGCUGCUCUACCAAGAAACCUGAGCAAGAGAACAAUCAUUAUGUUCUCCAGAGUUACAGCAUACCUCUUUCUGAAGAGAAUCUGGUGAAACCGGGUUGUGGACAGCUUUGUUCAAAAGGGGUGAUGAAGGGUCAAGUAAUGAAGAUCAUGGUCCAGAAAUUCGAGAUGUAUUGGGAAGGAAGAGGUGCCAGGAUGAAGAUGAAGUCGGAAGUUAAGGCUGUUUCCUAUCACCCACCUUGAGGACAAGGUGGUUGUCUAAGGGGGGAG